Molecule: messenger RNA, 1035 nt
Organism: Paramacrobiotus metropolitanus
Lineage: Eukaryota; Metazoa; Tardigrada; Eutardigrada; Parachela; Macrobiotidae
Exons: 1
Coding region: 1-1035 (344 amino acids)
Biological process (GO): neuropeptide signaling pathway
Cellular component (GO): membrane
Molecular function (GO): G protein-coupled peptide receptor activity
Source: RefSeq, a predicted model, not a curated record
AUGGAGCUCAUCGGACAAAUGUCGCUCAUCCGGAACACCACUAAUAACCACACUGCACCGAAUUCAACGGAACCGGUGUCAGCCGAACCCUCACUAUUUCUCUUCGGCGCACAGAUCUCCAUCGCUGCUUCGUCAUUCUGCUUGAACUCCGCGCUCCUCAUCUUCCAUAUGAUUAAACCCGCCUUCAUCACAGAUUUUACUAUUUAUCUGUUAUUCCUGUACAUGGCAAAUGUGGUGUAUUUAGUCGGUGCACAGCCGCUGCUGUUCUGGAGCGAAAUCUCUGGUUAUGAUAUUGGUCAACUGGGUUUCAAAGUUUGUAUAUUUUUCAAUUAUAUCCAGCGCGUAGCCAGUAUCAUUCCACUAAUGUGCCACUUUCUGGUGGCCGUCAACCGCUUCUGGGCCCUGCAGUAUCCCUUAUGUUACCGCGAUCGGCAUAAUAAAAAAGUGGCUACGGCAAUUUGUCUUGGAAUGGCAGCGUACGUGCACAUUAUCUGUUUACCGCCGUUUUUUACGUACGCAGCCUAUCGUUACACGAAUGGCCGCUGCCGGGAUUCGCUAAUUCCGCAGGUGGUGCAGUGGGCCCGCGUCGACACCUUCCUCAACCGCUUUGCUCCGCUCUUUUUAAUCAUUUUUAUUUACGUUCAUUUAAUUAUCAAGCGAUACUGGCGUCAAACGAAGAUCGCUAGCGUCCCGGAUAGUGGCCAACGGCCGCUGCGACGGGGCACCCGCAGUGGGGGCGCUGCUGACCCCUCACGCCGGCUGACCGUCGUCGAGACGUCGCUCGUGCACCGGAACGUCGUGCGACCGUUUCUCGUGCUGACGUUAACGACUGUCGGGGUGAUUGUAUGCUGGCUGCCGUUGGAUGUUAUUUAUUUCUGCCAGUGGUUCCUCGGGAUGCCGAUUCCCCUGGCGGUAUCCCGGACCUUUCAUACGCUUUACACGCUACAGAUCCUCUUUGAUCCGUUGAUGUGGAUAAUUAGCUUACGUUUACGGAAGCGACACUGGACGCUUGCAUGCUCGAUAGAGAUGCAGUGA